Otolemur garnettii (small-eared galago) is the source of this 3562-nucleotide messenger RNA. RefSeq names its product ataxin 7 like 3B (gene ATXN7L3B). The transcript has a single exon. The record is from RefSeq and is a predicted model, not a curated record. The coding region runs from base 297 to 590 and encodes 97 amino acids. Gene Ontology annotation, biological process: regulation of gene expression. NCBI's taxonomy places the organism in Eukaryota, Metazoa, Chordata, Mammalia, Primates, Galagidae.
GAAGAGGCCCGGGGGGCUGGGUGACUGGGCGAGAAGGUUUGGUGGCGAGUCUAUCCAGGAGCACGUCGCAGUCCCAGAACUCGGGAGACGCCGGAACGAACUGAAGGACUUGGGAUUCCCGGAACCGUCACCGCCGCCGCCGCUGCUCCUGUUUCAGCCGCUACGGACGUCACUGUCCCCACCUCCGAGAACGCGGCCCUGCGAGGCCUCCAGGCCUAGGCGCAGCCCGCGGAGCCAGACGUGUUGCUGCCGUGAGUAAAACGAGCGCCCUCUCCACGAUCGCUUAACGAAUUAAAAUGGAGGAAAUUUCGCUGGCUAACCUGGAUACUAACAAGCUGGAGGCCAUCGCGCAGGAGAUAUACGUAGACCUGAUAGAGGAUUCUUGUCUGGGAUUCUGCUUUGAGGUACACCGGGCGGUCAAGUGUGGCUACUUCUACCUGGAGUUCGCGGACACUGGUAGCGUGAAGGAUUUUGGCAUUCAGCCGGUGGAAGACAAAGGCGCAUGCCGCCUUCCCCUCUGCUCUCUUCCUGCAGAGCCUGGGAAUGGGCCUGAUCAAGAGCUGCAGCGCUCACCCCCAGAAUUCCAGUAGCUGCAACAUGAUAGAGGCUGAGAGUGACCAAGACAACAACAUAGACUGGUCCUGUGGCUUGGAGGAAUGAGCUAAGUAAUUACAAAAAGGUUUAAAAAAAAAAAAAAAAAGACAAAUGUCAAUUCCUAAUUCCCUUUGAAGACCCUAGCAUUUUAAAACCCAAAGUGGAGAAUUUAGGGAUUAAGAUCCUUUUGUAAGUGUAUCACCUGGGGUCAGAUCUAAAACCCUGGGCCGGAGAAGCUUCACCGGCUGCAUAUUCAUCUCUAGACACACCAGGAUGUGUUCAAGGCCCCAAAGUGCCCCCAGUGUACAGGAGAGCAGUUGUGUGCCCAGUGUAUAAAAAUCCUUUGGUUCCUCAGCCUUUCUCCCUGUCUGAUGUCAAGGGCCUCCUGGACAAUUUGGACAUUACUCUUGGUCAGGCCAUGAUGGAUGGCCUACAUUGGGACUGCUCCUUUGAUCUCUGAGCCUUUGAUUUGGGUUUCUCUGAGAUAAAUGAAAGUCAGGUGUGCACUCUGGAUAGUAGCAAUUUCAACUCGGGAAAACCAAGAAAAAGAAUUCUCAAUCAAAUUUGGUAGGAGUGUUCUGUGGCCUUGACUCCAACAAGAAGAAAAGGUGAAAAUCACCUGUUUCCCAAGGGUGCAGCAGUUACAAUGAUUUCAACCCACUUGGGGACAAGGCCUAGCCUUUGGAUUAGCACAGCGGUCUUGCUUGCCUGGUGGCAUAGGCUUGGCAAAUGGACAAUUUAGUUGUCCAAAUAUGCUGAGGAUUCAGUUAUGAUCCCCUAGGGAGGUAGCAGGGACCUCUACAACUAUGCACGAUCUUUCAAACUGCAAGAUUCAUAUCUGGAUGUAUUUCUCUGUGGACACAAGUUUUGUUGGGGCAUUUAUUAACUACUAUUGAGUUACUGGUUACCUUGCCAGUCCUUGGGUGUGACUGGUCAUUAUAACAGGUAAUGACCUGCCUCCCCACCCCAGGGCGGUACUGAACUAUACCAGAGCGUCAUGGCUGUGCAGGUGGCUAUUUUAAACACUGAGCCCAGAGGGGAUCUUUUCCAGCUACCCUCAAUAAGAUGAAUGGGUUACUUCUAGGAGUCAAGGAACAGAAAUGGGUCCUCUCUCAUCUGUGUGCAGAAUCCUGUUAAAUGCCCCUGUUCCUCUGAUUGGGCGGUUGGAACCUGGCUAUAGUGAACAUAUAGGUUGUCACCACCUUCUCUGUCCCUUACAAGGGGCAAAAUUUUCCACUCAACCCCCUUGGAUCUUUUUGUUGUUGGAAGUCAGGGAAAGACCUCCAGAAUUUCCUGGCUUCAGGGACUAGGUUAGGGGAGGAUGGGAAGUAAGAGCCACAUAUCAAAACUACCCUCCAUUUUAUUCCCUGAAUGAGGGUUUAUGAAGCAUAAAGGGGUGAGCAAGAACGGUGCUGCUUUAUUUGAAAUGUUUUCUUACCUCAUUCUGUGCUCCAAUAAGGGUCCUAGCCUCAUGUGUCUGGCUUGGCCCCAUGUUCCUCCUGUCCCCUGCUCCACUGCCUAUCUGGUGCUGCUUGCCGCUCCAGCUUUCAUAUUUACCAGUUUCAAAUCAUCUCUCUUAAUGCUCCCCUUCUGAAGCCUGCCCAAUUUCCUUUUUCUUGGCCUAUUUUUAAGAUUUUUGGUUUGUUUUGUUUGGGGGGUUUUCCUGUUUUUGUGGAGGACUCAGAGGAAAAUCUUACAGCUUUCUCUGUUGGGAUUGGAAUUGCAAGAGAACUUAAUUUUUUGUAUUUAAAAGGCAGUAUCAUACCUUAGCAUUUCUCUUAUAUAGGACUGCCUUGCUAGUAUGUCCUCCUGCUGUGUCUUCAUGAGUUCUGUCUUCCCACCUUUUCUUGGAUACUGCCUCUUAGGACCUAAGUAGAAGAGCAGUAAAGGCUGGUGGACACGCAUGGAUGGAGUUGGUCCUUAUCCAUUCUCUAACCCUUGUUCUGCGUGUAUUCUUCAUUAUCCCAGAAAGAACUAAAGACUGUGUAGAAUUAACUGGGUCACAUACUUAGAGAAUUAAAGAAAUAGAAAGUGGGCUUUGAGACUAUUAUUACCUUCUCCCUGUAUUGUCUUCAUCAGGAUUGGGCCCUAGUUACAGAUUGAUCUUUAAUCAAAGAAUUGUGAUAACUUGAAAAAUCAAAGUUUACAGGAGCUAAAAUAAUUUUGGUCUUUCUUUGCUCUUGACUUUUGGCUAGACAGAGGGAGAAGGUAAGGGUCCUAAUGACACUCUGGCUUACUUCCAAACAUUAUAUUGAAAGCAGGAUGAAGGUAAGGAGAAAGGCCGUGCAUGGUCCAAUUACUCUUCCUUCUGAUAGGGAACUCAGAUCAUUAUGUUACUAUUUUCUUUUGGUCUUUGAUCGUGACUAGAAGAGGAAGAAGUGGGAAGUAAUGGUUUGGGGUAAUGGUUCAUAUCGCAUCCUUUUUGGGCUUUUUUCUCCCCUCUACCAAAAGGGCAGUAACCUCUCUGAAUGAGUAUAAGGUGGGCUUGGUCUAACAGGUCCCCUGAGGAAACAAACUCCUUUUAUACUCCCUCCCAUAUAGUUGACAGUGGUUAGGAACUCUCCUUUUCCCUAGCUACCCUCCCUUUAACUGCAGAAUUCCUGUUCUCUCCUUGAGUAAGUGUAUUGAUCACCUUGUAAUCCUAUUAUGUAACUGUGUGUAUGUGUGUGUGUGUGUGUGUGUUAUGGGGAAAAGGGGUUCUUUAAAAUUUUCUGUGGUUUGUGGCUUUUUCUUCCAUAUAUUAGUUUCUGCCACUGCAUGCCCAGGGACCACUGCCUGGCAUUAUCGCAUGCUGGGAUCAUGGGGGGAGGGUAGUGAAGCUCACCACUGUCCUUUGUUUUGGAGAUUCUUAUUUUUGCAUAAGUAGUCCAUUCUAUACAGAUAGCUGAUUAACUAUAUUCCCCUUGCCCCUAUGGCUGCUGGUGUAAAUAAACUACAUCUCCCCAUUGGUAAACAAUAAUAAAAUUUU